Messenger RNA from Helobdella robusta, 950 nucleotides. RefSeq lists its product as hypothetical. NCBI's taxonomy places the organism in Eukaryota, Metazoa, Annelida, Clitellata, Rhynchobdellida, Glossiphoniidae. Gene Ontology annotation, cellular component: nucleus. Gene Ontology annotation, molecular function: RNA polymerase II cis-regulatory region sequence-specific DNA binding; DNA-binding transcription factor activity, RNA polymerase II-specific. Gene Ontology annotation, biological process: regulation of transcription by RNA polymerase II; epidermal cell differentiation. The transcript has 2 exons. The record is from RefSeq and is a predicted model, not a curated record. Bases 1 to 654 code for a protein of 217 amino acids.
AUGAUUUUCAAUUGUACAGGUGUGCAGACAGAAGACAACAAGUUCUUAUGUCGAGUUUGUUUGAAGAGCUUUUCUUUGCAGCGACUUCUCAAUCGCCACGUCAAGUGCCACACGGACAUCAAACGCUACCUCUGCACAUUUUGUGGCAAAGGUUUCAACGACACUUUCGACUUGAAGAGACACACAAGAACACACACUGGAGUCCGUCCAUACAAAUGCGAGCAUUGUGACAAGGCAUUCACACAACGUUGUUCACUGGAGUCACACGCGCGGAAGGUGCACAACGUUCAGUUCAAUUACAAGCACAAGGAAAGGAGAGAUAAGUUGUACGUGUGUGAGGAGUGUGGUCACUCGACGAGACAGUCCGAGGAGCAUUUUGUACACAUGAAUGACCAACAUCCACACGUGCCUACGUCCAACGAAUGUUCAAACAUUCCUCCAGCUUCACAGGAAAAUGUUCAUUCCAGAGCAAGUUGUCUUCGUGGGAGUAUCAAUGCUGAUGUUACUGACCAGGUCAGUUGUGGUGGCAGUAAUGACCGGAACAAUCAUGCUGGUUGUGAUGACCAAACCAACAAUGUAAAGGAGGAAAGUGAAGACAGCGAUGAAGAGAUAGAUGUUGAAUCACCAGUUGUUAACUUAUUUCCAUACCGAUGAGUUGCUUGCACUCUACGGUACAUCACCUGGACACCUGGAUUGUUUCAUUCGAAAAAAUUCCAAUUUGUUUUUCAGACUUGAAAGCUUGCAUUUUAUUCACUUUAUUUUGGUUUGAUAUAAAUUGUACAUAUUCAUUUUAUUCUAACAUAUUAAUUGAAGCUUGAAAGCUUUAAUUCUCAUCAGAAAAUUUUAUUUUAUCUCUAACUGUAAAUAUUCAUUUGUUUCUAUCUAAUUCAUUGAUUCAUCCUAUAUGUACAUUGUUGUAUUUUAUAGAAUAUUGUAUGAAUUUUACCGAA